Dunckerocampus dactyliophorus (ringed pipefish) is the source of this 425-nucleotide messenger RNA. RefSeq names its product histone H2B-like. The transcript has a single exon. Bases 51 to 425 code for a protein of 124 amino acids. The record is from RefSeq and is a predicted model, not a curated record. Gene Ontology annotation, cellular component: nucleosome. Gene Ontology annotation, molecular function: protein heterodimerization activity; structural constituent of chromatin; DNA binding. Lineage: Eukaryota; Metazoa; Chordata; Actinopteri; Syngnathiformes; Syngnathidae.
UCUAAGGAAAGCCACACUCGCAUCAGAAAGUGUAGUCUGAUCGCAUAGCAAUGCCUGAACCAGCCAAGUCUGCGCCCAAGAAGGGCUCCAAGAAGGCUGUUACCAAGGCUCCCGGCAAGGGCGGCAAGAAGAGAAAGAGUCGCAGGAAGGACAGUUAUGCAAUCUACGUGUACAAGGUGCUCAAACAGGUGCACCCUGACACCAGCAUCUCUUCCAAGGCCAUGAGCAUUAUGAACUCCUUUGUCAACGACAUUUUUGAGUGCAUUGCUUCUGAGGCAUCUCGUCUGGCUCAUUACAACAAACACUCCACCAUUACGUCCAGGGAGAUCCAGACCGCCGUGCGUCUUCUGCUACCCGGAGAGCUGGCUAAGCACGCUGUGUCUGAGGGCACAAAGGCUGUCACCAAAUACACAAGCUCCAAGUAA